Molecule: messenger RNA, 2096 nt
Organism: Mus musculus (house mouse)
Lineage: Eukaryota; Metazoa; Chordata; Mammalia; Rodentia; Muridae
Product: predicted gene, 29825
Exons: 26
Coding region: 296-1804 (502 amino acids)
Source: RefSeq, a predicted model, not a curated record
CAUGUAAGCAGAUGAGAGAAAACUAACUUUGUAGUUGAUCGUUCUUAGAUCAAGAACAUUGGUAUUUAUAAUAACCCACACUGUAGUCCUGAACUUGUAUGCGCAGACUCGCCUAAGUAGCAGAUGUUGGCUGUCAUGGUAUGAUUAUGAGUUCACUAUGCAAGCUCUGUGACUUAUGGCUGACCCGUACCUAGUUAUGUUCAGGCCUGAGAGCUGAGUGCCAGUAUACUUUGAGAUUUCCUCAGAGUACACGUCUAUAACUACAGAGCGAUAGUAGUGUUGGAAUCUGAGUAUAAUGGGUAACUGUUGUGAUACCCGAGUCCUACCUCAAGAAUGUACUGACACACCCUUCUCAACUGAUGACCGUCCUCGGACAAAAUCCUCACUGACCGUGGGCUCCAGAAAACGCCGGAACAUAUUUACAAUCGUAAGAAAUAUCCACCACAAGAAUCCUGUUGUUCCCAUGGAAGCUGAAGAACAUCAAGCCCCAACUUCCUCAUCUAUACAAAAACCACAAAAUGAAACAAAAGCUAAACAUGGUGACGGUACAACUUCAGAAGAGGACGAGGAAAAGUCACCACUGCGUAGGGUUAAGGUAGCUUCUAAAAGAAGCCAACAUAUGGUAGCUGAAUGCUCUGAUGGUGCAGCUUUGCCAGUGGACAAGGGGAAAGGACCAGUGAAAAUGGCAGAGGCAACAUCGAAAAAACGAAGAUGUGUUUCUGCAAUCUUAAAGAAAUUUUCUCGAAGGCGAGUGGUGGCCCCCAUUAAACUGAGAAGACCUGUAGUCCUCCCUGGCACCUCCAAAGAAACAGCACCUGUCACAACAGAAGUGGUCCCUGAAAAUGCUGACAGUGCACCUUCAGCAAGGGGACAGAAAGAGCCACCAGUAGGGAUGGUGAAGGAGGAGACUAAAAAACGUAGACACAUUUUUUCUAUCUUAAGAGGAAUUUGUCAUAAGACAACUGUAGUCCCUCAGGACACGCAGAGACCUCCAGUCUCUAAGGCUACAUCUACAAAAGCAACUGAAAUAAAAGCAAAAGACAUACCGGAGAAUAAUGAGACUAUGGAGUCGGUGGAAGAAAGAAAACAGAGACGCAUUUCUGCACUAUUAAAAAGAGUUGAAGAGAAGCAAGCUAUGGCCCCUCCAGAGGUUUGUGGACCACAAGUCUGUAACAUUCCUUCGCCUAAAACAAAUGUCAGGCAUGAUAAAGCAGAGAAUGCCACUGCAGCUUCACCACUGAGCAAAGACCAUACAUCACAGUCUGUGACAAUGGUGGAACCCAAAGGAUUUAAAUUUUCUUCAGUCUUUAGAAAAUUUUAUAGGACGGACUCAAGUCCCCCCCAGGCUCCGGAGAAACCUUCAGCCCUUAAAGGUGCAUCCAAAGAAACCCAACCAACUAUUAAAACAGGAAGUCAGUGUACACCUGAAAUUAAAGAAAUAUUUUGUAAAAAAGAAGAGUUUGAAUAUCAUGAUGAGGGGUCCUGGGAAGAAUACCAAAGCUAUUUCCCACAUGGUAUCCAUGUUCCAGAUUCAAGACAAACCAUUGCUUCCACCCUGAUAGGGAGUUGUAUAGCCGAGGUGGGAGAUACAGAUAUGGAAAAAGAACAAAAUACUCUGGAUAGUACAGAGAAUUUUCCUGAAGCCAUAGAAGUCCAGCAGUGGGAAUUGAGAAAAACAUCGAACACUGUUGCUCCUGCUGUCAAUGUAUUAUUUUUAGCACCACCAACAUCUUCGGAUGACGAAGAGUAUUAUACACCCAUAAAAAGAAAGAAGAGGAGGAAAAAGAGGAGGCGCUAUUACUAAGCGAAAGCCUCCAUUAUUGCUCCAGCAGGCUGGUUCAGACCAUUCACCACUGGGGCAGGACCACCUGCUGUGCUGCUUCUCAUCUCUCUCCUUUGAUGUGACACUGCCUGCCCCCUGCCUGAGGCCACACCCGGUUCUCCAAGAUUUUCUGGAAUUAUCAGCAAACUGUGAACUUAGGAGUUUCUGCUAAAAGGCCAUUCUGACCCCUUAACAAGAAACUUGGAGUGACUGGGGGUGGGCUUCCCUCUUUAUAAAGUACAGGCAUUAUUAAACAUUUGAGCCUUGAUCAGAA